CACAAUUCUGCGUUAUAUGCCUUCAUACUUUAGCAAGAAAUGUGUAAUGUAAGGAGUGAUGAGAAAUUGAUUUGAAUAUACAUGUUCUGUUGCUGACGUGUCUGGAAAUGUUUACAAGUUGGUGAAAAAGAUGCAAUGGCGUCUUGUGCACUGCACGAUUCUUGAGAGGAACAAAGAAUUUCUGUCAGCCCAUGGUGCUGCCACGGGUGUGAUAUAGUACAACGUGCUUCUUCCUCUGAUCUGACCCAUGAUACAUGCGCGUGUGGGCGCCCAGCAGGUGCUGGUUGCCGAGGUUCAUCCAGUAAUUGACAAUAGAUGGCAUUCUACAGUAGGAUCUUCUCCCCUCAUGCCGUACAUACGGAGAAAUAUAUUCCUCCAUGCCGUAUAACCAUGCAUGAAUAUGUAAUAGGAGGGGAAACUCUCGCUAUUUGAGAAUAGUUCCAUACAGAACUAUAUAGAAAAUAAUUGGCUCAGAAAAGGUUGCCACCCAAUACUUUUCCGCCAAACGAGACGUCAUUGUGGACUUCUCUAUUGAAGCUUUCCAUUGGAUUAAACUGUUCUUUCCAUCUUCACCUUCCGGCUUCGACCGUAUUUGGUUUAGACAACAUUGGCACAGAUGGGCUCUCGUACACUGCUCCAAAAGCGGGAAUUUUGGAUUUGCUAAUUGUCAGUUUCGUCAAAAACAAUCGAAACUCUUUCCAGAGAGCCAUGGUGUCUCUUUCUGACUUGAAUGACCUGGGUUUGAAUCUCGAUAUACAUCUUAAUUUUUAUUCAGUUAUUUCCAUUCAGUGCGGCUCUGUGUUUGACUACGUGUCCUUUCCAAGUGACUACCAGGAUCUUUUCUUAGGAAAAACAAUGUAUGAUAAAGCAAAUAAACUGCUUUUAGUCACAACAGCAUCAGCAGUUCCAAAUAAUUUGGCAAUUCAGACUUUGGGCAAAAGUUCACAAAGUUUUGCCAUCGGGGUUAUUCAUGGUGGAUAUGUCAAUGUGGUACCAAUACGUGAAGGUGAAAUUCGUUCCAAAUAUAUUCCAUGUGUUGAACCAGGCACCAGACCACGUCAUGUUACUACUACUGUAACACAAGUCAAGUGGUUUUGUGUGCAGGGCACACAAAUUUUAGCCAUUACCUCUACAUUAGGGCUUCAUGUAUAUGAUGACGAAGGAAGGAAGUGUUUGUUUACACACUCAUGCAGUGAUUCCCAUGGAAGUACCGACUCCUUUGCUCGAGGUUUAGCACUUGUGAAUGGGGAAAGGCUGUGUGUAGGAAACAGUUCUGGGUCAAUAAGAAUAUUUAAGAUACCCAGUGAUGUUAGUGAUUACCUACAUCUUGAAAAACUUUCAUCUCAUAACAAGGCAAUAACUGAUAUUGCAUGUAAUGAAUCUCAAGACAUAAUGGUAUCAGCAGAUGACAGUGGUUGUCUACUAUUAUGGAAUGUAAAAGAUACAAUUGAAUGUAUAACAACAAUAACAGGACGAGGAUUCCCAUGCACAAGUAUUCAAAUGUGGAAGAGCUUAAUUCUUGCAGCUUAUGGCUCAGGUCAUAUUAGAAUGUUUGACUUCAAAACUUCUCGUUUACUAACAGAAGUUGCAGCACAUGCUCGUUGGAUAACGGGAAUAGAUUUGGCUCCAGGCCGAGGUCUUUUGCUUUCUGUAUCAGAAGACUCAUUUGCAAAAAUUUGGACAAUUGAUUCUGAAGAGAAAUUGAUUCUCCACAAAUACACAGCUGCUGUUGAAAAUAAAAUGCUUGUGGGUGGAAAAUUUUUAAAUUCAUACGGGACAGAAUUUUGUGUUUCUGCCUAUGAUGCGAAUGAUGUGAUAUGCUUUUCAGUUUAAAUAACUGACAGGCUUUGAGCUUUUAAAAGAUGGAAUGAAAACAUUUUUUUGAAUCCCACACACAUUUUCUUAUCACAUUUGUAGUACUGUCCGUCCAUGUUAGAAAUGAAUUUAGAAAUGUUUUUCAAUUCCAGAUUCAUAGAUGUGUCAUAUAUUUUGUAGAAACUGAUUGAUGUUCCUUUGAGACUUGCAUUGUGUUUAUACGAAAUGCACAAUAAUCCAGAUGUAUCAACAUUUAUUUUAUGAAUAAAUAAAUAUGUAUUAAUUUUAUUAAUAUAAAUUUCUUGAAUGAAACAAUAAAAUAAAUUAUUACUACUAUCUAUCUAAAUACAUAACCUAAAGUACUUAAGUUCUACAAAGUACUAAAGAAAUGAAAUCAUAAAUCUCUACAAAAAUAUAUUUGUCCUCUUCUGCCUUAGACAUUUUUAUGAGCAAAUAUAAGUACUUUUCAUUAACAUUCAAGCUACAUAAAAGACAAGCCACAAAUAUAAAUUGCACUAAGCUCCUUCUGUGCAAAAUAUAAAGAAGCUAAUAAAAAAAUUUGAAGAGGGUGACAGCAUCAAUAAGUAUAUUUUUACAUCAGUCUCAUUUAUCACACAUCACCAAAACUUUCAGACAUAAAAAGAAGCUUAAAAUAUUUUGUUAUUAUUCAUUUACCACAGGAAGAUAAUACUCGAAUAAUGUUACUCGAAAGAGUAAUGCAGGUUUAUAAGAGGCAGAAGAGAAAAUGCAUGGCUGUAAAAAUAAUUGCUUGUUACUACAUAAAAUCAGUAAAUCUGACAAUUAAAAUCAAAUGAAGCAGUGUAUUUUCUCUGCUGGUUCAUUUGGUUUUUACAUUAACUUCCUGUGAUAAAUGAAUAAUAACAAAAUAAUACCAAGCAAAAGAAACAAAGGUAUCGCCAAGAACAAGACACUAGCAGGAACACUUCACCAUGUGAAGAAAUUCUGCUGGAUUACCUCUUUUUGAGUUAUCAUAAUUUCUUAAGUAUUCCACACACAUGUCACUAGACAUCGGAUAUUAAAGGCAUUAAAACCUACAUUUUAGACACCUGAAAAAGGACUUAAAAUUAAAAAUAAGCCGGGGACAGCUAAUAAAAUACACAAUAGGCUGGGAAAAGCACUAAUAUAUAAUUCCUUGCAUCUAAAUUUAGCAGAACUUUUUAUUUAAAACAAAUAAAAGGAAGAAAAAUAAUUGAAUAAAUAACAUUGUUGGUAAAUAGACAAAUACCAUACAUUGUAAUUUAUAAUCCUAAAAAAUUACAAAAACACAUGUACUAAUUUUAUUUAAUAAUUAAUUUCAAUUUUACUUCAAUGUUCAUAAUUGGUACAUAAAGACGGCCUAAUGUUGAAUUAUUUACUAGGCUGUCCGGGUGACGCCGCGUCCAUGGCGAAGGUGCCGACGUUUCGGUCACCAUUCCGAUCU
Molecule: messenger RNA, 3256 nt
Organism: Gryllus bimaculatus (two-spotted cricket)
Lineage: Eukaryota; Metazoa; Arthropoda; Insecta; Orthoptera; Gryllidae
Source: the annotation of a GenBank genome assembly